Messenger RNA from Coffea arabica (coffee), 924 nucleotides. RefSeq lists its product as uncharacterized. Gene Ontology annotation, cellular component: nucleolus. Gene Ontology annotation, molecular function: rRNA binding. The record is from RefSeq and is a predicted model, not a curated record. Lineage: Eukaryota; Viridiplantae; Streptophyta; Magnoliopsida; Gentianales; Rubiaceae.
ACCAGAGUACCAAACUAUAAAAUGGGAGACCAAGGUACAACAUCAUAAGAAGAAAGUACGACUCGUCAAAAGCGUAUACCCUAGUCAACAAUAAGUUCGUUACUGAUUACUCCAAGAAAGCCCGAGUACCAACCAGUUGUGCUCCGGCAUGGAAGAAGCCGAAGCGGUGCCUUCACAAGCUGACGCGCGAAGAGGAGCCCGCCAUAUCAAGAAAAGAGCCCUCAAGAACAAAGCCCUUUCAGUCUCCUUCAAUGAAAAGGACCUCAAGGAUUUUGUAACUGGGUUUCACAAGAGGAAGAAGAAGAGAAGAAGAGAAGCACAGCAAAAAUUACAGGAAGCUGAGCGCCGAAAGCGGAUUGAAGCCCGCAAAAAGAGAAAACUGGAAAGAGAAUUUGUCAUAUAUGGUGGAGCUCAACCUGAUUCAAGUUCUGAACCUAAGGAAUUAGAUGACGACAGAGAGGACAAUGGAGAAGAGGAGCCAACCACAUCAGUCUCUGGGACAAUGAUGUAUGAUAAUGGUGAUAUGAAAGUCACAGUGACCACAAGGGAGAUCUCUAGGGAGGAUGAGUAUCCCAGUCAAAGGCCAUUGCCAGAAGCACCUCAGUUGGAUGAAGGCCCUGAAAAGAAGAAAAAACACGUAGUAUCUGUUAGCAAGAAGAAACAAUUCAAGAAGGCAGCAAGGAUGAGAUCCCAUCCAAAGCCACAAAGUAAAAGGGAUAAGAGGAACGGGAAAAGGAUAAAUAAAAGGCAUUAGCUGUGAAUCUUUUGUUGUCCUUUCUUUUCUUUUGGCACCUUCCAUUUUGUCUGACCAUAUUUUGGAGAUUACGUUGUCAUGCAAUUGGUGCAUCUUACUCUGCAAAAGUUGCUCAAAAAAAAAAAAAAGGAUCUAUUCCCCGAGUAAAGGCUUGACAUGGAUUUGAGUUU